AUGGACAAAAGAAAACUUGAUUUCGUAUUUUUCUUCGGCGGAUUAGUGAACCGAUUACUCGAUCGCACUCGCACUCGCACCGGGCGGUGUAUAUCUGGAUCGCCCAAUCCCCGCAUCCUCCUCGCGUUGACGCACGCAGCCGCGGCUACCCCAGGACAAACCAUACUCCUCAACAAUAAACCUUUCGUCAUCACCACUGCAUCUUCUAGAUCAUUGCAUGAGAUCGACUCCAAUUCAAAGCCUAUUAACGGGCUUCAAAAAAUUUCAUUGGAGGUUAUUGCUAACCUGAGUGCCAGCAAGGUGGAAACUGGACAGCAGAUGGAAGGCGGCACUCAUAACAUUACCAACGUGACUGAGAAUGCGGCAUCUGGAUGGAGCAUUGUGAAGGAGGAGCUGACAUUUUCAGCUGGAAGUGCCCCUUUCAGUAGCUGCCAUGCUUCCACCAUUGUAGAGGAUGGUCACUGGCAUCCUCCAGAAGUUGCUGAUGAACAAGAUGGGGUGCCCAUGUGGAAUCCUGUACUAUUUCAGCUCCCUUCUCAUGAGCUGCUCCUCUUCUACAAGAUUGGUCAGGAAGUUCAGAAGUGGAGUGGUGCCAUGAAAAGAUCGCUGGAUGGUGGCAUAUCCUGGUCAGAGAGAGAGCAGCUACCGCCUGCAUUUUUUUUAGAAAAGGAGGAUGACCCCCGGCCUCUGCAUCUGGGAGAUGCAUGCGGCCAUUUUAUUGAUUAUUCUCGAGGACCUUACAAACCUUUCCUGCUUGAAGAUGGUCGCCUGCUAUGUGGGUCCUCGGUAGAAAGCUGGAACUCUUGGGGUGCAUGGUUGGAGGUCACAAAAGAUGGUGGCAGGACAUGGCGGAAGCACGGUCCUAUAUACAUAGAAGGUGAAACACUUGGGGUGAUUCAGCCAGUUCCAUACCAAACUGCCAAUGGGACAAUUCGGAUGCUUUUGCGAUCUUUUGAGACAAUUGGCCGUGUCUGCCUGGCGGAUUCUGCAGAUGGAGGUGUGACAUGGAGCUACGCGCACAAGACUGAGCUUCCUAAUCCAAACUCUGGGAUCGAUGGAGUUAAGAUGAAGGAUGGAAGAGUACUAGUUGCUUACAACACUUUCUCCAGGGGCACACUUAAGAUUGCAGUCUCCACGGAUGACGGUGAUUCAUGGAACGAGGUAAUGACACUAGAGGACACCAAAGGUAUGGAGUUCUCAUAUCCUGCGGUAAUCCAGACCAUGGAUGAGCUCGUACAUAUUACAUACACAUACAACCGGACGCAGAUUAAGCAUGUCGUUCUUCGACAUAGUGCUACGCAUGACAGAUUUUCCAAAGACUUCAAGUUGUGUCGGCUGGUGGUACUUGGCAGCAUGAUGGAGGAGGUGCCAUUGGGUGUCGUGGUGACGUCGACGAUAGCUAGGCCGAGCAAGGUUGAUGCAUCAGUACAGUUCUAA
Messenger RNA from Triticum turgidum subsp. durum (durum wheat), 1437 nucleotides. The record is from the annotation of a GenBank genome assembly. NCBI's taxonomy places the organism in Eukaryota, Viridiplantae, Streptophyta, Magnoliopsida, Poales, Poaceae.